AUGAAACAAUAUUCAUGGAUUGGGCUCACUGUAGCUGCUAGUCUGUUUAUAGGUAUUGAGGGCCAGCCGGCGAGAUUUCAUCCUUCGGGGCGAAAUGACAUCUCCUUCACCAUAGCCACAUCGGAAACCUCAAACGAUCCCCCACGAGGCGACUUGCUCCUCCAAAUCCAGGCCCCGGAUUCCAUUCAAUGGAUUGGUAUUGGAAGUGGCAAUCAGAUGGCCGGAGCCAAUAUCUUCGUUGUCUACGCAUCAUCCGCAACGAACGUGGUUGUCUCCCCUCGUGAGGGAACAGGCCAUGUGCCCCCACUGCACAACGCGGAGAAUCACAUCACCGUACUUCCAGGUACAGGUAUUGCGAACGGCACUAUAACGGCCAGAUUCAAAUGGAAAAACUUCCUUGAUGCUCAUUGGGUUGCAUCUAAUGCCACCGACUCGGCCAGCAGCUGGAUCUGGGCUUACAAAAACGGGCCUCCCCUGCUCUCCGAGAAAGUUUCGGCACCCAUCGAAUAUCACGACGCCUUUGGAAGGGAGCUUGUUGACCUGAGACGCGCACAGUCAACAUCAAAUUUCAAUAUUGAAGAUGGCGUCUUCACAGAUUCAUCAAGCCCAGAAAUCCAAAAUCUGCCGUACAUGGCGACCGCACAUGGAUACAUGAUGGCACUUGCAUUUGUGUUGCUAUUUCCCACUUUUGCUCUUCUCGUUCCUCUCUCAAGCUUUAUUACAAUUCCUGUGAUAUCCGUCCAUGCCCCUUUACAGGGCCUCGCUCUGGCUACGGCAAUAGCGGGGGCUGGACUGGGUCUGAAGAUGUGGAUAGGGGGAAACAGUCAACCGGCCGCGCAUCCCAUCAUCGGUAUCAUUGUUGUAGCAACGCUAACCUUCAUCCAACCGGCUCUUGGUUGGGCUCAUCACCUUCGAUUUAAGCGGAACGGGGAAAAGAGCUACUUUUCUUUCGGACACCGGUGGCUAGGUCGUUCCAUGCUGGCUCUUGGUGUAAUCAACGGCGGACUUGGAUUUUGGUGGGAGGGGCCAGUUACUGGAUCCCUAAAAACGGGAAUGGUUAUCUAUGCGGCUAUUGCUGGUGUGGUGUGUGUGGUAUAUCUCAUUUUGCAUCUGUUUAUCAGAGCGAAGUUUGCGUCGCGGCGAGAGCAUGUACAGUGUAUUCGGUUAGAAGAUGCUAGUGCUCCCUCCUCCAAAAGGGCGGACAGCUGGCAGGUCGUGCACGGACAGUGA
Molecule: messenger RNA, 1230 nt
Organism: Penicillium brasilianum
Lineage: Eukaryota; Fungi; Ascomycota; Eurotiomycetes; Eurotiales; Aspergillaceae
Source: the annotation of a GenBank genome assembly